This is a messenger RNA of Glossina fuscipes, 810 nucleotides long. RefSeq lists its product as uncharacterized. NCBI's taxonomy places the organism in Eukaryota, Metazoa, Arthropoda, Insecta, Diptera, Glossinidae. The record is from RefSeq and is a predicted model, not a curated record. The coding region runs from base 1 to 810 and encodes 269 amino acids. The transcript is spliced from 3 exons.
AUGGCUAAAUUUAUGGGUAUUUACCUUUUGCUAACUUUGGGCGCCUUGUCUCAUGCGCAAACUCAGACUCAGGAUUUGAAUGUUAAAGACCAUGAAGACAAUAAUAAAGCUGUACUUAAACGCAGUUUGGAAACUUUAGUAGGUGAUACCGCUCCAUGGGUAGGUAAUUUCGGUGUCGCCGGUAUUAAGCUGGCUGCGUUACCGUCCACUGCUAAUCCGUGGAAUUCUUGGAGUUCACAUCGCUUUAUAUCUGGCCCGUCACCGAAUGAAGUGGCCAAUGCAAUAGCAGCCGCUAAACAGGCUUCAGCUAAUGUCCUUAUCGCUCAACAGCAAAUGCAGGCGGCCAAAGAGAACGUUUUGCAGCAGCAACGCUUAGCAAUGGAAAAGGAAGCGGCUGCUGCCAUACUUACCCAGAAAUCAGAAGCAGCUGCCGCUAUACAGCGCUCUGAGGCGUCAGCUGCUGCGCAAGCUGUAGUCUUAGCUCAACAACGGUUGGCCGCAGCAAAGGCAACCGUAUCCCAUCAGCAGCGCAUAGCUGCUUCUCGUGAGGCCGAGGCUGCCUCGGCCUUGCAGCGUUCAGCUCACGCUGCAGCUGCUGAAAUACAGAAAACCGAAUUGGAAGCUUCAAAAUUGGGACAAUUUUCCCGCAAUCAUAAUGCCGGUGCUGCUCAUCACUUGACAUUGGCUAAGGACUCAGCUUUAAGUUCCAUCAACGCCGGCACAAAUCAUGUUUCACUGGAAUCUUUAGCUCAUUGGCCCGGGUCAGCCAGUGGUGCCAACGCUAAACCAGCCUCUAGCGGUUGGUUGUAG